Messenger RNA from Spirometra erinaceieuropaei, 891 nucleotides. The record is from the annotation of a GenBank genome assembly. NCBI's taxonomy places the organism in Eukaryota, Metazoa, Platyhelminthes, Cestoda, Diphyllobothriidea, Diphyllobothriidae.
AUGAUGGCGUGGGUUACGGUCAACAGAACUGUCUCGGAGGCAUUCGUAGUGACCGACGGAGUGAAGCAGGGCUGCUUCCUCGCUCCUGCCCUCUCCAGUCUCCUCUUCACUGCCAUGCUAAUGGACGCCUACCGUGACGGACGCCGCGGGUUCCGUAUCGCCCACAGGUCAGACAGCCAACUCCUCAACCACCGGCGGAUGCACUUUCAGUCGGGUGUAUUCACAUUGGCCGUGUACGAACUUUGCUUUGCCGACGACUGCACACUGAAGGCCACCUCUGAAGGGGACGUGCAAAGGAGCAUGGAUAUCCUCGUCGUCGCCGCCUGCGACAACUCCGGCCAGGUCAUCAACACGGAGAAAACAGUGGUCAUGCAAGAACCGCCACCCGAUGCUGUCUACGUCGCGCACCAAGGCAAUGUAAUCGGCGCGCAACGGCUGGUCGUGGACAGCUGCACAUACCUGGACUGGACCCUUUGUCACAACACUAAAAUCGACGAUAAAGUGGUCCACCGGAUUUCCAAAGCCAGCCGAGUAUUCGGCCGUCUGGAAAUCACAGUUUGCAAUCGCCACGGUCUACACCAAACUGAAGAUGUACAAAGCGGUCUUCCUGUGGACGCUGCUGUACGGAGCAGAGACCUGGACGGUAUACAAGAAUCAGGCGCGGAGACUCAAUCACUUCCACCUCAGCUGUUUUCGACGGAUACAGAAGCUGAGGUGGCAGGACCUGAUCCCAGUCACGGAGGUACGAGAGCGGACGGAAAUCCACAGCACCUACGCAGGAGUUAUACCCACAAGUGCUCGUUCUGGGAAAGCCUUUGUCAUUUCCUUGACAUAUCUCUUAACUCCGUUCUGUUGCGCGGCCCUUUAAUUCCUCCGUAUAAAAUGCUUUAA